AUGGAUCUGGUCAACCACCUCGAAGGUCGCCUGCUCUUCGCCGUGCCCAAAAAGGGUCGGUUGAACCAGACGGCGCUCAACUUGCUCGAGGGUGCCGACAUUCAAUUCCGCCGCGAGAACCGCCUCGAUAUCGCUCUCGUCAAGAACCUCCCCAUUGCGCUCAUAUUCCUACCCGCAGCCGACAUCCCCACCUUUGUCGGCCAAGGUCGCGUCGACCUCGGCAUCACUGGCUGGGACCAGGUCCAGGAACAUGAUGCCGCUGUCCGCGGAGACUCCACCCCUACCGAGGGCGCCAGCGACGCCUCCGGCUGCGAUAUGGUCAUGGAGCUGGGCUUUGGCGGCUGCCGUCUGCAGGUUCAGGUCCCGGAGAAAGGCAAAUACGUCACGAGCCGAGACCUGAUCGGCCGCACCAUUGGCACCAGCUUCGUCAACUUGACCGCCGACUACUUCGCCAAGCUCGAGGCAGAGGCAGGCCAGGCCCCGUCUGAGGGCUCUACUAGAAAGCUGCGCACCAAGAUCGUGGAGCUGAGCGGCAGCGUCGAGGCAGCCUGCGCGCUAGGUGUUGCUGAUGGCAUCGUGGACCUCGUCGAAUCGGGCGAGACCAUGCGCGCGGCUGGCCUCAAGGCAAUCGACACCGUUGUUGACUCCACUGCAGUCCUGGUGAAGUCAAGAUCGCCCUCGAACCCAGAAAUGCUCGACCUUAUCGCGUCGCGAAUCCGUGGCGUCAUCACGGCCCAGAAAUACGUUCUCUGCCAGUACAACAUCGAGCGAUCGAGGCUUCCGGAGGCAACCAAGAUCACCCCGGGGAAGCGAGCUCCCACAGUGACAACGCUGGACGCGAAUGGAUGGGUCGCUGUCAGCUCCAUGGUGGAAAAGAAGAAGAUUGCCCUGGUCAUGGACGACUUGACCCGGGUUGGUGCGCACGACGUGCUGGUUCUCGACAUUCACAACACUCGAUGA
Molecule: messenger RNA, 960 nt
Organism: Purpureocillium lilacinum
Lineage: Eukaryota; Fungi; Ascomycota; Sordariomycetes; Hypocreales; Ophiocordycipitaceae
Product: ATP phosphoribosyltransferase (ATP-PRTase) (ATP-PRT)
Biological process (GO): L-histidine biosynthetic process
Cellular component (GO): cytoplasm
Molecular function (GO): magnesium ion binding; ATP phosphoribosyltransferase activity
Source: RefSeq, a predicted model, not a curated record